Molecule: messenger RNA, 3657 nt
Organism: Candidula unifasciata
Lineage: Eukaryota; Metazoa; Mollusca; Gastropoda; Stylommatophora; Geomitridae
Source: the annotation of a GenBank genome assembly
ACAGUGUGUUUUUGUAGAGAGUCAGUGUGUUUUGUAGACAGACAGUGUGUUUUUGUAGACAGUCAUGUGUUUUGUAGACAGUGUGUUUUCGUAGACAGACAGUGUGUUUUUGUAGACAGACAGUGUGUUUUUGUAGACAGACAGUGUGUUUUUGUAGACAGACACGGUUUUUGUAGACAGACAGUAUUUUCCUGUUACGCUGGUGUUGCUUUAUUCCCGGGAACCUCCUGGUGCGGCCCCAGUGGAGAGUUUAUUGAAAACUGGGGCAGUAACAGUUUACGAAAGUGCGCGUGUGGCGCCGUGAACAGCUGUAGCUCCAGCUGUUACUGUGACGGCAAUCAGACAGCAGCUAUGGUCACAGACAGCGGCAGAAUCAUGGACAAAUCCAACCUUCCAGUCAUCAAGAUCCGCUUCCGUCAGAGUCAGAAGGACAAAGGUCGCCUGGUCUUAGGCCCGGUUGUAUGUUCGGAUUACCCCAUGGAUAUCCCCAGAGAUUGUAACGAGGCCAAGUUUAAGUUCAAGGUCACAGCCAGUGGGCCCAUGUAUAUCGAUCCCGACGGCCGUGGCGGCAGCCAGCCUAUCCUGGUCUACUGCAACUUUCACUCAUUCGCACACCUGGCAAUCACCGUCAUCCGUCCGCUCAGAGAAGUUCUGACACUAACAACAAACGACAGUGAAAUUGUGGAGUACGACGUACCACUGUCUUUCAUCCAAGCUCUUAUUGGAUUGUCAAAGUUCUGCUCCCAGUACGUGGAGUUUCAGUGUAGGAAUUCCGGAGGGGCGUCUGUUAAUGUAACUAGCUCCAACCAACGUCUGCACUACUUCCCUGGCGCUGAUGGGGUGCCUGACACAUGUGCCUGUGGGACAACCCGAUCCUGUGAGAACCCGGGGGAUAAAUGCAACUGUGGUAGAACCGAUGGCAAGGAUCGCAAGGACUUUGGUUACAUCAUCGACAAGGAGCAUCUCCCGGUUGUAGCCGUGGCGGCGGAUGCUGGUGCUGAUGGCACUCGUGUGUUUAAAGUGGGAGUUCUACAGUGCAGUCCAGAGCAGUUUGGUAUCGAACCCAACUGUGAGAAGUACCGAGCACUGGGAGCCAAGGAGAGUCAUACUUAUUUUAUUGACGCAGACGGCGAUGCUGGCGAGAAACCUUUCCCUGUGGAAUGUCAGAUGUUGGUUAAGCCCCCGAAAGGGAUCACAAUUAUUCAUCACAACCUGGAGACUCCUUUUGCAGUUACACCCGAGAGGGUGAAACCAGAAUAUCUGCGUGCUUCGCCGGCUCAGAUUCGAGCCCUAAUGAAAAGAUCAACCAUCUGCACCCAGUCCAUCACCUUCAACUGCUACAGAACCAGCAUCCCGACAUUUGGAGAUACUAUAACAUUUAUUGGAGGAGACGAAAUUCACUACAGUGUACUGGAAUUCUUAACCAGCUGCGGACCCAAUCGUGACCAGUGCAAAUGUAGUCAAGGACAAAGGAGGAGUUCGGACAAUGGAGUCAUCAAUGAUAUGUCGAAGCUGCCAGUGUACGAGAUGGAUUUCUCUGCAGUUCAAGGAUCAAACACCACCAGGGGACGGUUGCAGAUCACACUGGGACCGCUGGCCUGUGUAGACGUGUUCCCUACCUGUGCAAUCAUGAAGCAACAGCUGAGCGGCCAGAAGGCCGUCAAAGGUGAGGCUCCGAUUGUCAACGGAGACUACACCAUCGACCCAGCCGGAACAGGCGGGGUGGACGAGAUGGCCGUGAGGUGUCAGUUUCCUACAACCAUUGUUGACAUUGAGAAUGCCAUUGGAGGUUUGGUCCCCAACCCAGACAACUUGGACACUACCACUUCAGCCUGCUACGACAUCAAGUACAAACACUCAAGCGGAGCCAUCGCUACACCAGCGCAGGUUCUUGCACUGGUUCAGAAAUCUGGCCAAUGUAAACAACAUAUAGAUCUGGAAUGUCUCAAUGCUCCUGUCUCGCAGAUGGUCAACUACACGACAUGCGAUGGCAAAACACAAAAAGGAUGGUUCGGCAGUUUCGGUGAAGACGACAAGUGUGCAUGUGGCGUCAAUGGGAACUGUGCCGGUGGACGUCAUGCUGCGUGUAACUGUGAUCUCACAGACAACAAGAUGCGAUCUGACAGCGGCUCACUCAUCAAGAGCUCUCCGCCGGUGUUGCAAAUCUGCCUUUCUGUUGCUUCGGUGCGGGAUUCCACUUUGACCUCACCAUUGCUGCAGUUCAAGGUUUCAGAAGUCAGAUGUGACACUGAUUUGGGCAUGGAAAGAAACUGCCAGUAUGCCCGCCAAAAAUUGGGACCAAAUGUCAAGGCCGUCCAGGAGAUGCCAACUAUCAUCAACAAGGAAGACCCUGUUCUUGUGGACUGCGUCUUCAAUCCAAAUCCACCGACUGGCUAUAUGGUUCUCAAGACAGUCAACCCGGUGAUCUCCUACGGUAAUCACAGUAAUUCGACGGUGUCUGUAGCUGAUGGCAAUUCAAGGAUCCGUGUAGAUUAUAUCACGCACAAUUUCAAAGCGGUCGUAGCGGCUUUCAUCGACUACCAGUAUUGUACCCAGACGGUCUCCAUUUUCAACGCAUCACUGGAGAAACUGGACCUGAGUGGGGAGUGGGGAUUCUUCAACACGGAUGGGCACAAGUUGGUUGACUUUGAGAAGAGGGGUGAGACAGACAAAGGAUAUCAGAACGUCAAAAAUGAACACGGUGAACUGUUUGAAAAGUUUGGAUCUCCACAUGUUUUUAUAAUGACCAACAAAGAAGAGCUACCAGUGACUCGAAUAGUUCUGUCGGGUUCUGACUUGGUGGUCGUUGCAGGAGAUGUUGUUUGUGUUGAUCUGAUGAAAACCUGCCAGCAGAUCAUGGACAAAAACAGCAGGUCUACGGGACACAGUGGUGGCAAAUUUUACACUAUGGAUGUUGAUGGGCCGGGAGAUCUUGAGCCUUUACCGGUGUCCUGUGAUUUUGAUGACGUCAACAGAAAUGGCGUUUCUGAGAUCUCACUAGCUGGUAUGUGGCUGACACCGGUAGUUGUCACCAACAAGAGAAAGCCAGUCACAUAUCCGGUGACCUACACUGGGGCCACGUACCAACAGAUGAAUGCUUUUGGAGAGCAGUCCCUCUUCUGUUGGCAGGGCGUCUGGUUGCAGAAUAAGUUCUCUGCCAUUGCCAGUUGGCGCAAUCCACCAGCUAUCUAUUACAGUCUGUUUAAUAAUGAACCAUCCAGAAGUUUUGGAACUGGGUCAGAUAUCAGCACCCCAGGCUGUGCCUGCUCCCGCACCGGCACCUGUGUCUCUGGCUAUGCCUGUAACAGUGAUUCCUUGGGGCCAAUGACUUCUGACCAAGGAGUUGUCACUUCCAAGACACACCUGCCCAUAACAAGCCUCAUUGUUGGAGGUCAGAUGAGGUCGAACUCCCUGGUUAAAGCUAAACUAACAGGUUUAAGAUGCAGUUCCUGGUCGUUUGAUUUUCCAGGCGACUGUUCAGAGGCGAAUAAAUUAGGACAGUGGUUCGGGUUUACCUCCAGCUACAGCGGGGAAUUUCCUUUGAGCCCAAACCCUAAAGCCGUGGACUUCUUUCUGGCUUGGUGUGACUUUAACUGGAUACCCAACACAGGAGUCACUGUAGUCAAAGUGGCUGACCCAGUACUUCACUUAACUAAA